ACAGACCUGUCAUCAUUAUCGUUUCAAAAGUCAAAUGCGUCAGGAGCACGGAGUCGUCAUGUCAUUGUUUCAAGCGUGUCCUCGCGUCUCGUUAACCCGUCGUUAUAAAUAAAUAAAACGUAUCACCGAUUUAUUUCGAUUAAACGGAGCGUCAGAAUUUAUCUUUCUGCACAUUGGACGUCGCUAUAGCAGCUUUUCUCCCUAAUUCAUUUCUUGCAAAUCAUUUAAAACUCUCACGUACGUGAGUAUUAAUAAUAUACGGUAGGAAUGGCUGAUGUCAGACUCCUUAUUCAAGAAGAAGGUCGUUCAGCUCGCAAUUUGAUAGCAUUCAACGUCCCAGUUGUGUCAAAUAAUACUGAAAAGGUCCUUCGCAAACCACCAAGCAUUCCAAAAAUCUCUCAGCCAACACCGACCAAAAGGUGUUCAAAACCAACAACCAGAGUAAGAUCAGCGUCAACUGGAAGAGAUAAAAAAUCUGAACUUCAGGCCAGAUACUGGGCCUUUCUCUUUGGCAAUCUUCAGCGGGCUGUAGAUGGAAUAUACCAGACAUGUGAAGAGGAUGAGAGCAUAUCCGAGUGCAAGGAGGUGAUACUAGUCCUUGAAAAUUACACCCGUGAUUUUCACAAUCUGAUAGAAUGGUUCAAAGUAAAAUGGGCCUACGAGAGCACUCAGCCUCCACUAAGGCGUGUGCCGCUGGCUUGGGAGGUCAGAAAAACUUCUCCCGGCAGAGCUUGGGGGUCGUCAGGAACACAGAAAUCUAUCAGCCCUGUCCAGAGGUCGAGUCCCACAGGAUCAUCAUGCAAGAGUCCAGUCGACCAAACGAUUAUCGAAGACAAAGUGAUCGUCACUGAUAUACCGGCUAAAGUUGCAGCCAACAAGGAUCAAGAAUCUGGUCUUACCAGGCCUGGAAAAGACUUAAGAAACACUUCUGAAAGUGUUUUAAAAAACGAGGUGAAGUCCUUCAAAGAUAAGCCCAAAAAUCUGAACGAAAAGGUUUUGGAGCCUGUUCAGAACAGGGGGAAAUCGUCUCCUUUGAAAUUAAUUGCCUCUAAAACCCCCUCCAAAAGGACAGAGGUGAGAAGUCAAAAUAAGUCUGGUGCAAUAAGCGAGUCAAAAAUCCAGGCUGAAAUGUCCAACGACUGCAAAAUUGUCCCUAAUACAGAAGGUGGUAAAAAGUCGAAUACCAGUAACCCGAUUGUUGAUAAAUUACCGCUGGAAAGUAACAUCAAAAGUAAAUCUAGCGAAGGUGUGAUAGAAGCAAAUGGUGAAGAUAUUUUAGGGGGCAAAAAUGGUAGGGAUGUGGUUAAGGAAGCUAGAGACGGAGUUUCACUGAAGUCUGAUAACAUUGAUGACAAGGUUGGUGGAAAACACAACGCAAGCAAGGUUGUGCCUAAAUCCACCAAACCAGUCAUGCCGGCUUAUUCUACUGUCUCGAGGAUGAGACCAGCGACUGCUGCCCCAGCCCAAAACUUGACCGAAACUCCCAAAAUAGUGAGAAGCAAAACUUCUGUGUGCAUGAAGAGAGGCUCAAAUGUUUCACGAGCCAGACCUGGAACAUCUGUUAUUGUUAGAAAGAGAUUGCAGCCUACUUCUUCAAGCACUACCGUACAAACACAGGAAUUUUUACGAGGAGAUGAAACAAAGGACCUUGGCGGUUCUGUUGAGGUUUUGACGAAGCAGGGGUCAACAGUAAAGGUGAAAGAUGAGAAGGACGGUUGGCAGACAGUGAGGAGUCGUUACAGACGAGGUAGUACGCACAAUUUGAACAUGUCCACCAGAUUCCACAAGCCGAGUACUGCGAUGUCCCUGCCAGCAUUGUCAAUCGAAAGUUCUCCAUCGGACAAGAGCAAAAAGAGCUGUUUUACUCCGGACUGUGGUCAGAGGGUGAAGAAGAGGUCUAUAAAUGGAAAGACAGGAAAAAACAUAAUAAACGAAGUUGAGAAAAUAACCAAGGGAGACAGUAAGAGGCUGAAGACUAAAUACAGGGGCGAUGAUAGUGAGAAGAAAUCAUCCACCUCCCUGGAUUUUAGCGAAAAUGAAAGCAACUCCACAUUGACGAUAGCAGCUAUUUUUAAGAAUGAAGCUGAACUGCUAGAGAGAAGAAUUCAGCAGUUUGUUGAAGCGCAGGCCGAAAGGGAGCGUGUCAUAUUAGAGGAGGAACAAAAACGAGAAGAAGCCGAUUCUCAAAGGUCUCAGCAGCUCUCUGACGAGGAGGCUUUCCUGCAAAGACAAAUACAGGAACUUGAGUCCACUGAAAUUGACGUCGACACUGAAACGGAUGAAACCGACGGCGAAACUGUCCUGGAAACCGAAGGAGAUGAGCCUCUGGAAACUUUAAAUGAUUCAACGGACGAUAUCAGCCUUGAAGACAGAUAUGAAAACAUGCUUGAGGGCAUGUCUUGGGCUGAAAGAGUCGACACUUUGGCUCAGCUCCAAGCUCUGGUGGCUCGGCAUCCCGGCAGAGCCCUGGAGUUGCACCAGAAGCUGUCUUCACCAUCCCGAAAGCGAUCUUUGCCAGAAACGUUGCGUCGUUAUCAAGCUAAGCAAGCUUGCGCACAGCGAAAACGUCAGAUAUUAUUAAUGGAAAAGUCUCAGCGGCUCAGAGAACUUCUGAACAAAGUUGAGGACGUUAAAAGUGCCAAAAAUCAGUUGAUCGAAGACAAGAGAAUAAGGAUGGAGACCAAGCUGAAAAGAGCUGAGGAAAAUAGGACUCAACAUUUGCUAGAAAUCGUCAGAAAGGCACAUGAUGAAGACUCGAAACUGAAGGAAAUCGCUUUUAUCAACGAACUUGAGGCGCAAAAUAAACGACACGAUUUCAUGGCACUUUGUCAAGAGCAGGAGGAACGACUGCAGGGUAUCCAAGAAGAACGUCAGCGUCGACAAGAAGAGAAAGCGGCAAAAGAAGCGGCUGCGGAAGAACGUAGACGUGCCUUGGAGGUCGAAAGACAGCUGAGGAUUCAAAAGAUGAGACAAGUUCGUCGAGAGCGCGAGGAACGCGUCGGGAAAAUGCAGCUGGAACGAGAAAAGGAACGACAGGAACUGGCCAGAGAAAAGGCAAGAGACCGGGAAGAGAGAUUGUCAGCUCUGCAUGCUGCUCAGUUGGCCAAUCAGGAAGAACUGCAGAAGAAAAUAGCCCACAAGCAACAAGAGUCUGCUAGGAGACAUGGCGAAAAUAUUGAACACAUAAGACAGAGGGCUGUGGAGUCUUCUAUACUGAGAUGCGAGGAGGUUCCGCCAACUUUGAGGUCUUACCCAGCUCCGAAGCAGUGUUGUUUAUGCAUGGCAGCGAUAACCAACGAAGUGCAACUUCUGACUCACCUUAAAAGCAAAGCGCACCUUGAGGCAGUUAGGAAAAUGCAUGAUGGACGAGAACCGCCGAGGGACGAGAUGCAGCGCUUCAAUAUUACCCAGAUACGCGAUGUUCCGACCUCGUCCCAUACCAGUAACAAUGCAAACAACAAUCCCGCGAACGAUACCAAGGCUGCCAAGGAGAAACAAAAAGCCUUGAAGCGUAGGUGCAGGAAAAUGAAGCAGAGAAUGGCUGCGCGAGGUCAAGAAUGGGAAGACGCCCAGACUGCCGAGACUGGAGGACCUCAGACGUCCGUUGAAUCGGCGAACAAGGCCAAAUUUCGAAGGAAUCUCAAGGAGUUGGAUAGACUUUGCAACAAUCACGGAAAAACUGCAUGGCCAAGCGUCGCCGUCGCUGGACUGGAGCGAUGCGUCGGCGAGAUUUCGAGGGCUUUUAAUAAAUACUGCGCUUCGGAUCAGGAUGCUUUUAAUUCUCUGAAUGGAUUCGCUACCUUGACAAACCUGCUCAACCUCGGCCUGAAUGUGCAAAAUACGUCACAUUGCCUUCCCAACAAGAGCAUCGUAUCCGUUUGCAAAGUCUACAAAGCCGCUGUUCACGGACAUUUGGGCAACAUCGAAACCGUCUUACUGGGCAACAAAAUCCUCGUCAUUCUCGACCUUCUUUUACAGUGGCUAGAGGCAGCUACCGGAUGCGAUAAUAAUGCUCACACGCCUAACCACGAAUCGAACAAUAAUUCGACCGGAAGUGGUCAAGUGGCGACAGCGGCGAUGCAGCUUAUCUCGAGCCUCUUUGUCCAGGAGGUGAUUUCCGUCCAAGACAAGCCACUCGUUCAUAGCCGUCUUCAGGAGGUCAUUGGAUAUUUAGUGGCCGGUGGUCUAGUCGAACGAGUGUCACGUCAGAGUCGUUCGUUGAUCGAGACCGACGCCUUCCAGGAUCAGGACUACGAGGCGCCGUUGAUGGUUGCCUCCUUCGAGCUUCUCUCCAGGGUUUGCUAUCACCUGAGUCGUUGUUCGGGUCAGGAGCACAAUGCUCAGGGUGCUGAGGGCGGCGGACCCGGGGAACAAACCUCCGCCCGUAAUCACCUCCUAGGAAGUCUUGCGGCGACUGAAGGGGCGGGAGCAGUAGGAGUUCUGUACGCCGCCCUCGUACUGCCUGGACACAGUCUUCAGAAGAGCUCUUCACCCACCCCAAACCAAACCACACUGUCAACACCAGCGAGGAAUCUUGCACUUCGGGCUCUCACUCUUCUCAGACAUUUUGCUGAGAUGGAUUUAGCCAAGAUGCAGGAAUUCCUCGGCGCCGAAGCAACUAGUCUACAAUUUCGUCUGAUCGCCAGUCAUCUGAUUGGACGAAUGUCUCGGGAGUCACACACUGCUGAGAAACAGGAUGCCGACGGUAGGCUGAUACUGUCCGAGCUUUUCUCCGUCCUUGGAUACUUCACCGUCAACAACCGGGAGAACCAGACUGUACUUCAGUCCGGUGCUGCCGGGUCCAGUGUUCUGCAGCAGCUCUGCUCUCUGCCAUUUCCGUUCUACGGGGAUCCUCGAUUAUCAUCGUUCACGUUACCAACAUUACUGGCAGCUACCCAACGCAAUCCAGAAGCAACGGCCGUUUUGUCAUGCGAGUUGUCCUACCAGCUACUUGAAGAAUACCGCAACUCCGAUGAAGGGAAGCAAAAUCCUCUGGUCCGUUUGUUGAUGCGAAAUGAACACGUCGAAUGAACGAUCCUUAUAUAAGCUGUGAUUGAUAAUUUCGAUUUAUUUUAUUUUAUUUCUUACUUCUCACCAAUUUGUUUCGCUUAAAUUUCGUUUUUGUUUUCCGUCUUUUUCAUUUCCUUCCAACGCUCACGUUUUUGAACCGUUGUAAUUUUCUUUUUCUCGUACCGUUAUUAUUUUUGUUAUUAUUAUUAUUACCGUUGUAUAUUAGUUUUGCAUUCAAACGGAACUGAUAUGUCGUGAUCAUCAACCGCCAACAACUACUAUAUACACUCCUAAAAGUCAUUACAAUUUACACACACCAUUAAUUAUACUUAUCUAUUUAAAUAUACAUAUGUAGUGUUUCUAUAUUAUACGAUAUACGCGUUUGUAUAUACAUGGAGACUUAAUUAAUUUCUUCCGAGAUUACUUCGUUUCGCUUAUUAGAUUUUCGGUUAUAUUAUCGUUUUAUAUUGUUAUAUUAUCGUUUGUUUUAUUUUGUUCCUCCACGUUUACAUGAUUGCAGGCAGAAAAUUUCGUUUACAGCUAUAUUAUUUUUAUUCUUCUCGUUAUCAUUAUUAUAAUCUUUUUUUUUUGUUCUUUCCAAUCUUUCGUUUUCCGUAUGUGCCAGAUCGCUAAAUAUUGUAUUUAUAUACAUUACAGUCUACUCGCAGGGUGGUUGUAGUUACCUUCAAAAUCGUAUCAGAGAAAUUUAAACAUCGCAGGUGAAAUGCGAUUGAAUGUUUAUAAAUUUGACAGACUACUAUGGAUAUAGAUUUUUAUUUCAGAAGUUUCGUUCAUAUCCGGUUUUUGUUUCCAAUUCCCUCAAUUCGUGCAACGAAAUGAAUCUGAUGGCUUGAUAAUUGACAAAUCAAUAAAUUGUAAACUUUGAUAUCUUCAUAGGUUUUUUAAUGAAUAACAAACAACAAUAGUCAGAUAUUAUUUCUCGGAUAUUUAAAAAAAAUAUAUAAACCAAAAAUUCCUUCCCGAACGAAUAAACUCGAAUGCAUCGAAACCUCCUCUACGUUUUAUAUUUAUAUAUAUAUAUAUAUAAAUAUAUACAAAGUAAAAUUUGUAUUUAAACAAUAAAUAAAGACUAACGUGGCGGAUAAAAAAUUUGGUACAUUCCGUCGCGUCUAAUCCCAAAUACGCGUAAUUCUUUCUGAGUUUUCGUUCUCGUUCUACAACCGCUCUGAAGUAACAGUAAUAAUAAUAACCAACACACGUUAUAUACACACGUGCGAAGAUAGACUGUAGUCAUAGUUAAUACAUAAGUAAAGCUGUGUCUUUUGAGCAGGCCUUUUGAUGUUUUUUUAUCUAUACAUAUACACCUUAUACUUAAGGAGAUAGGAAAUUAAGAUGAAAGUUCGCGGACGCGGAAGUGAAGUGAUCGGUCCACGUGGUUAACAAAACCGAAAGAAAUUUAACAACUAGAAGAGAAUACGGUAAAUGAACGUGGGUAGGUGGA
Molecule: messenger RNA, 6472 nt
Organism: Neodiprion fabricii
Lineage: Eukaryota; Metazoa; Arthropoda; Insecta; Hymenoptera; Diprionidae
Gene: ssp3
Product: S phase cyclin A-associated protein in the endoplasmic reticulum-like
Exons: 15
Coding region: 268-5031 (1587 amino acids)
Source: RefSeq, a predicted model, not a curated record